UAUAGCAGUUACUGGCGCGCCGUCAUGCAAUGCGGCGGUUAGUCGUCGUCGGACCGCCGAGCGCGCACUGCGACAGCGACAGCGACAGCGGCUUUUCUCUGCCUGCAAACGUGUGCGGGGCAAGGACUGCGGACAGAAGAAGGUGGCCCAAUCGAUCGCAGGAGCGGGACUCCUCAGCUCCAGUGCAUCGGCAGCUCGGGUACCGCGUGCUUCCGCGUGCGAGGCUUUUCAAACGACUUACGACGCGGCGAUAAGAGUUCGGAGGUUACGAGCGAUAGCGGCCCGAGAGUUUCCAGAGUCGGAGAGCGAGGAAGUGGCGAGUGCGCGCGCGUGUGUCAUCAAUUGAGUCUAAUUGCCGAUCGCCUUGAUGAUCAUUAGGGCAGCGCGCCUGACUCCUGAGUGACGCAUGACGAAAAGCCUCUCCGCGCGCGACAUGCCGGGCCCGCAUAGCAGCUUUCCAUUGUGCAACCCGACGCGCCAGUGCGGAGUAAUUGUCUCUGUGCUUCCAGCGCGGAUGCCGCCGCGAUGAGCAUCGUCGGCGAGGCCGCUGAGAAGCCUGACGAGCGACAUGCUGCUGCCGGUGCUGCUGCUGCUGCUGCUGCUGCUGCUGCUGCAGGGGGCCUUGGCGGUGACGAUCGUCGACCACCACCCCGAUGACGAGUACGUGAUCGAGCACCAGGUGCCCUACGAGAAGGCGCUCGCCGAGGCCGGCAAGCUGCAACUCUAUCCCGGCCCGAUUCCCGGAUGCAAGGCCUGCACCAGGGAGGAGAUGUCCUACUGCCGGGACGGCAGCGUCCUCGAGGACCACUGCUGCUGCGACGGCGCCUACAACGAAGUGCUGGGAUUCGUCGAGCACACCUGCCGCGUCGGGCCGGAGGCCUGCCAGGUCCGGGCGGGCGACUGCGCCGAGUACUCGCGGGUCCGCGAGUGCUGCUGCCACUCCUACCUGGCCUCUCUGUGGAAGUACUUGGCGGGAGGCUGCAGCCGGAGCGCCGCCGUGUCCCACUGGCUGCUCGGACUCGCGCUGCUUCUGGCGGUUCUCCGUCAAGCGGCCCGAUGACCAGAGCCGGCCGAAGCACCACUAGGCGUCUCGUCGAAUUAUUUCGGCUGUGUAGCUCCAAGUAUAUAGCGCGACUGUAUGCAUUACGGCUGGACUCGGAUCGCUCUGCGGCUCGAUUUCGCGAGCUCGCUUGAUGGUCGAUGGUUACGCAAAACUCGGGACACGCACGCGAGCUAUUGUUAACGCAACUUUAUUACCCGGCGGCGCUUGUUUUUCUUCUUUUACGUUUUUAUUGAAAAGCAGCCGCUGCUUCGACGGCAAGCCAAGUCGGUGUAAAUAGAUUGUGUCGAAUCUGUGAAUUAUCAUACACACACUAUCGCGCUCUUUUAGCAUACACCUACGAGCGUGACUUAAGGCACUGCGCUUUUCUCCACAUACAUGACGAAGGCAGAGCACCCUUCGACGUAUCGCUGAUGUACAUAAAAUUGCGAUUCCGCGUCUUCUCGACCGCUUUUUGUAAAGAUACUUACGCGCAGCUUCGCUUACGUUAUUCUGUCCGGCCUGACGGAACGAAAAGGCCUACGCGUACUCUUCAUUGAAAGCUGAAUUUAAAUGACACAAUUAGUACUUAGGCGAUUGCUUCGAUGAUAAAGAAGAGAUGUGAAAUAAAUAUUUUGUCAAACCCAGUG
Molecule: messenger RNA, 1689 nt
Organism: Nasonia vitripennis (jewel wasp)
Lineage: Eukaryota; Metazoa; Arthropoda; Insecta; Hymenoptera; Pteromalidae
Exons: 5
Coding region: 569-1060 (163 amino acids)
Source: RefSeq, a predicted model, not a curated record